This is a messenger RNA of Solanum dulcamara, 944 nucleotides long. RefSeq names its product cytochrome b5. Gene Ontology annotation, molecular function: heme binding. The record is from RefSeq and is a predicted model, not a curated record. The transcript is spliced from 3 exons. The coding region runs from base 258 to 659 and encodes 133 amino acids. Gene Ontology annotation, cellular component: intracellular membrane-bounded organelle; membrane. NCBI's taxonomy places the organism in Eukaryota, Viridiplantae, Streptophyta, Magnoliopsida, Solanales, Solanaceae.
UAGCACCCCUAACUUCAUUGUGCAAAAUUAGGUAUCUAUCCCCUUCUAACAUCAAAUGGUAUAAUUAGGGAUUUGGUUAAUUCCACCCGGCCCGAAAGUAAACCCACCAAGACGAUAUCAACCCCUUUCAGACGUAUAGGGUUUUAACUCCUUUUUUCAAACUCGGGGAUAAUUGGCCCCUUUUACAGAUUUUUGAGAGAAAAUUUUGCAAGUGAAAAAGGAUAACACAGUUAUCGAUUGGGUGUUGAUUGAGAAAAAUGCCAACUUUAACGAAGUUAUUCACCAUGGAAGAAGCAUCUCAGCACAACACUAAGGAUGAUUGUUGGGUCGUUAUUGACGGCAAGGUAUAUGAUGUUUCAUCUUAUUUGGACGAACAUCCAGGGGGAGAUGAUGUUCUACUUGGUGCUACAGGACAAGAUGCCACUGAUGAAUUUGAAGAUGCUGGACAUAGCAAAAGUGCGAGGGAACUUAUGGAGAAAUUCUUCAUUGGGGAGCUUGAUUCAACAUCCCCUUCCAUCCCGGAACUUGAGAUUGUCAAGAAGGCGGGCAAAGAUACUCCUCAGAAGUUUAUGGAAGUUACUAAGAAAUAUUGGUUCGUUCCAGUUGCAGUUGUUGGCAUCUCUGUGGUGGUCGGCUUCUUGUACACACGCAAGAAGUAAAAAUCAGUUGGAUAUGUUCCAUCUUGGAUGUUAGUAGUGUUGUGCAACAUAGAUUGAAAAAAGUAUUCAUCAUAUCUUUGGAGAGGUCCAGGAAUUUGGGACAUGAUUGCUGAAUGCUCAUUUUUGUUACUGUUUGAGAUGACAGGAAAUUUUCAACACCAAAUGAUCACAAAUAGGCAUUUUAAAUUUUCAAUACACAAUUGCUGUCAUUUUAUUUAUUGAUAAGAGUUUUCACUUAUUACCUUUCUGAGGAUAUAUAAUAAAUCACUCAGAAAGGACAUCUUA